Lolium rigidum is the source of this 1117-nucleotide messenger RNA. Its product is annotated as auxin-responsive protein SAUR36-like. Bases 474 to 884 code for a protein of 136 amino acids. The transcript has a single exon. NCBI's taxonomy places the organism in Eukaryota, Viridiplantae, Streptophyta, Magnoliopsida, Poales, Poaceae. Gene Ontology annotation, biological process: response to auxin. The record is from RefSeq and is a predicted model, not a curated record.
CCAAGAUUAUGCCGGGGCAAGUGUUUGGUGUGUGCCGGAGCUUGGACUGGACAUCGGCUAGUAGCAUGCUGAUUGGUGUAGGGUCCCCAUGUUAAUUGUGAGUCUGCAAUGCUCACCCGGAAUGCAGCGCAAGUUGCCAGAGUUUGCGCAGUGGCUGAUCACCCUGACCCAAAAUAUGGUCCCACGGAAAUCUCGUCAACAUCAUUCAACACAUUGUCUGCAGCUAGCUGCAAUAACAUUGCAUCCAGAGCACUAAUGGCAUUGUCUCCUGCCCACCGCUCUUGCUGAUAGCUACACAUAACCUACACAUAUACAUUUCCCUGAGCCCUCUCUUCCUUCUACUAUAAAGCCAUGGCCUGCUCAACACAAUUUCUUCACAUCAUCUGCAAGCAACAUCAGAAUCUACACCACACCUUCAGACUUUCAGAACCAAAGUAAAAUUUUAGCUAGCCAAGAACACAUCAGACUCAACCAUGAUCCAUCCAAAGAAGCUUGCUCAGCUGGCCAAGAAGUGGCAGAGGAAGGUCGCAGCUGGAGCUGGUGGCCAGCAAGCUGACGAGUGCUGCAGCACAGUCGCUGACAAGGGCCAUUGUGUGGUGUACACUGCCGACGGGGCACGGUUCGAGGUCCCGCUGGCAUACCUUGGUACGACGGUCUUCGGCGAACUCCUGAGGAUGUCCGGGGAGGAGUUUGGCUUCACGAACAGCGAGGGAGGCAGGAUCACUCUGCCAUGCGAUACCGUGGUUAUGGAGUAUGUCUUGUGCUUGGUCAGGAGAGACGCCUCCGAGGAGGUCGAGAGGGCGUUCUUGAGCUCCAUUGCUGGGCACUGCCAUGGCCAAGAUGCACCGAUGGGACUCUCCCAUCAAUUGACUCUUUGUACUUAGCUUAGCUACUGAGAAUCUGUUUUUUUAGGUGAAAUUGCAAUGUACAGACUGAUAUAAGAUUGAAUUAUCACAGGAAAUGAUACAAAACAUAUCUUUGUUUCUGAGAGAAUUUUUAUUAUUUUCCACUCCAAGGUCAAAGUGCAAGCACAUUAUUUGUUGUAGUUUCUCCAAGUCCAAACACAUUAUUUCCUUAUGUUCUAUACCACCUGCGUUGAGUACAAUGUUCCCAGUUG